AAAGGCAGCGUCCAAAUACAAAGUACAACUAGUUCGUGCUGAAAAGAAACUAAUGGAUGAUUUAUUAAUGUGGAAGUGACUCGUAAGAGUUAGCAACGUGCUUCGUGUGAAAGUCGUGUUUUGUCUAAGAGGAAGUUCUUCUUUCAGCGCUGCAAAGCUAGCUUAUUUUUCCACAGAAGCAUGGCAGAGCCACAGAGGAAAGGAGAGAUGCUGCCUGAAGAUGUUGGCACAGAUGACUGCUUGACUUCGUAUACACAUAUCUAUAGUCCAGAUUUACUCAAAGAUCAAGUCGCUUUUAUCACAGGUGGUGGGUCUGGGAUUGGACUCAGGAUAGCUGAAAUCUUCAUGAGGCAUGGCUGUGACACAGUAAUUGCCAGCAGAAACUUGGACAAGCUCAAAGAGGCAGCUAAAAAACUGUCUACAGUGACAGGACGCCGCUGCCUCCCUUUGUGUAUAGAUGUGAGGCAGCCUGAGAGCAUCGCAGCUGCUGCGGAUGAGACGCUGAAAGAGUUGGGCCGCAUAGACAUCCUCAUUAACAAUGCUGCUGGAAACUUCCUCUGCCCGGCCUCAGCACUCUCCUUCAAUGCCUUCAAGACAGUAAUGGAGAUAGACACUAUGGGCACAUUCAACACCAGCAAGGUGGUUUAUGAGAAGUGGUUCCAGGAUCAUGGAGGCAACAUAGUCAACAUCUCUGCAACGCUUGGAUACAGGGGACAGGCCCUCCAGGUGCACGCUGGCUCUGCUAAGGCUGCAAAUGAUGCUAUGACCAAGCACCUGGCUGUGGAGUGGGGUCCCAGUGGGGUGAGAGUCAAUACUGUGGCUCCAGGUCCUGUCUCUGGCACAGAGGGCUACCGCAGACUGGGUGGUCCCAGAGGGGAGGCUGCUGGUGCUUUCCAGUCUAUUCCUUUGCAGCGAGCAAGCAACAAGACAGAGAUGGCCCACUGUGCUCUGUUCCUAGCCAGCCGGGCCUCCUCCUACGUAACUGGAGCCAUCCUGGUGGCAGACGGCGGGGCGUGGCUGACCUCCCCUAACGACAUCUCGAGGAUGUUGGGUAUAGCCUCCUCUAAAUCCGCUAAACUCUGAACAGGGGCUCUUCUGUCCUCCUCCUUACUCAGGUUAUUGGUCAUCUGAAAAGAAAAGAGACAAGUAAAUGCUGGAAACAAAGUAAUUUAGGAACCACUUGUAGCACUGAUAUGCUACAUGAACAAUAUUUGUAGUUUGUGCCUUAAGAGUGUAUUGCCAAGUGGUGGAGUUGAACACUAACACCCUAUACUUACUGUAUUAUAUUUGUUUACAAUAGUAAUGGAUCCAAUUAUAUAACAAUUUGGGGAUUUUUCAACCCAUCACAGUGCUGUGUAUUGUCAUCGUGCAUCUGUUGUAUAUUCACAUUCCAUUUAAUGUGAUUUUUCUGUACUUCUCAUUUAUUAA
Plectropomus leopardus (leopard coralgrouper) is the source of this 1428-nucleotide messenger RNA. It is a transcript of the gene decr2, whose product is annotated as 2,4-dienoyl CoA reductase 2, peroxisomal. NCBI's taxonomy places the organism in Eukaryota, Metazoa, Chordata, Actinopteri, Perciformes, Serranidae. Gene Ontology annotation, cellular component: peroxisome. Gene Ontology annotation, molecular function: 2,4-dienoyl-CoA reductase (NADPH) activity. The record is from RefSeq and is a predicted model, not a curated record. Gene Ontology annotation, biological process: fatty acid catabolic process.